CCCGGAGUCUUUAGCGGCGGGGACACAGUCCGCGCUGAUCUCUGUCUGCCACGUCGGAAAUAUUAUCAGUAAAUUCAUUUCUGAAGCCCUGAAGAGCUUCUAGGACGCUUUCUGAAGAUUUCAGCGGCGAAGCUGCUUGCUGGAGCGAUAUAUUCAAAUAUGGUUUCGGUCAUUAACACAGUGGACACCUCACACGAGGAUAUGAUCCAUGACGCUCAGAUGGAUUAUUACGGCACCCGACUGGCCACCUGCUCCUCUGACCGCUCCGUGAAGAUCUUUGACGUCAAGAACGGAGGACAGAUCCUUGUGGCUGAUCUCAGGGGUCACGAGGGGCCGGUGUGGCAGGUGGCCUGGGCUCACCCCAUGUACGGGAACAUCCUGGCGUCCUGCUCCUACGACAGGAAGGUGAUCAUCUGGAAGGAGGAGAACGGCUCCUGGGAGAAGAUGUAUGAGUACACGGGCCACGACUCGUCCGUGAACUCCGUCUGCUGGGGCCCCUACGACUUCGGCCUGCUCCUGGCCUGCGGCAGCUCCGACGGGGCCAUCUCGGUCCUGACCUGCUCCGGAGACGGACACUGGGACAUCAAGAAGAUCAACAACGCACACACCAUCGGCUGUAACGCUGUGAGCUGGGCCCCAGCUGUGGUUCCUGGGAGUCUUAUUGAGCAGCCGACAGGACAGAAGCCCAACUACAUCAAGAGAUUUGUGUCUGGAGGCUGUGACAAUCUGGUCAAGCUGUGGAAAGAAGAGGACGGUCAGUGGAAGGAGGACCAGAAGCUGGAGGCUCACAGCGAUUGGGUGAGAGACGUGGGCUGGGCUCCGUCCAUCGGCCUGCCGUCCAGCACCAUCGCCAGCUGCUCUCAGGACGGCCGUGUGUUCAUCUGGACGUGUGACGACCCGGCCGGGAACACCUGGACCGCUAAACUCCUGCACAAGUUCAGUGACGUGGUGUGGCACGUGAGCUGGUCCAUCACCGGGAACAUCCUGGCCGUGUCCGGAGGAGAUAACAAGGUGACCCUGUGGAAGGAGUCUGUGGACGGACAGUGGGCUUGUAUCAGUGACGUCAACAAAGGUCAAGGGGUCGUGACCUCCAUCACAGACGGCCAGCAGAACGAGCAGUGAAGACGUCCUCCUGCCCUCAAAGACUUUCACUUUCCUCCCGGUCUCCUCCAAACAGGAUUAUUUCUGAUCGUUCUUAACGUGUCAUUCACAGAGAAGUCAAACACAGAAGCUGAUAAAAGCCGGCUUUAGUGUGUUUCAACACGACCGCUGAAGAAUAAAGGUUUCUAUAUUAAAAUAUA
Messenger RNA from Puntigrus tetrazona (Sumatra barb), 1301 nucleotides. RefSeq names its product SEC13 homolog, nuclear pore and COPII coat complex component (gene sec13). Gene Ontology annotation, molecular function: structural molecule activity; protein binding. The record is from RefSeq and is a predicted model, not a curated record. Bases 160 to 1122 code for a protein of 320 amino acids. Lineage: Eukaryota; Metazoa; Chordata; Actinopteri; Cypriniformes; Cyprinidae. Gene Ontology annotation, biological process: COPII-coated vesicle budding; protein import into nucleus; positive regulation of TOR signaling. The transcript has 9 exons. Gene Ontology annotation, cellular component: COPII vesicle coat; nuclear pore outer ring.